Molecule: messenger RNA, 2250 nt
Organism: Parnassius mnemosyne (clouded apollo)
Lineage: Eukaryota; Metazoa; Arthropoda; Insecta; Lepidoptera; Papilionidae
Source: the annotation of a GenBank genome assembly
AUGUCCUGGACCAGUUCUGAAAAACGGUAUGUCAGCAGUACUGCAUACUACGAAAUGGUUGACAGAGUUAAGAAAAAGUUAUUCAUGGCCUGUAAAGAGACCGAAACCGUUGAAAAAGGUAACGAAAUACUUACCGCGGAUUGCGCAAAAACUGUCAUUGGUUGCAGAAACGGCAACGGACACGCUCCAAAUUAUCAAGAAGAAGGCGAACAAACAUUCACUGAAAAACACACUAUAACGUCAGUAAAAAAAUACAUUGUUUGCCCUGGCAGUUCAGAACUAGAACUAGAAAGUUCUAUCAUAUUGAUUAAUAGUAAUGCUAGUGACGCUUCAGAUGUCGUAAAACAAAAAACCUCAAGAAAGAGAAUAAGGUGCCCUGAAAAUUGGCAAAGAAUUGCAAGGAAAAAAAAAAGAGAAGCUGGGGAAGAAUAUGUUAAUAUUAAAGGAAAAAAAUGUCCAGCGAAACAGGUUCACGCUGGAUGUGACGAAAAGUGCGCAUACAACUGCUCAGCAAAGUUUACAGAACAAGAAAGAGAGGACUUGAAAAAGGCAUUUUAUUCAUUAAACGAUGCCCAGAAAAACAAAUAUUACAACGAAUUUACAUGUAGGGUAUGCUCACAAAGGAAAAGAACAGAAGCAGAAGAAAGCAGAAGAAAGUUCUCAUAUCAGUACUUCUUUUUAAAAAAUGAGCAAAAAGUGAAGGUGUGCCAGAAGUUUUUUUGUGGUACUUUGGAUAUAUCGGCAAAAAGAAUUUAUUAUUUCUACAAAAAACUUCAUAACAACCCAUUGAAAUUAAUUCCCACACCCUCUGAAGGAAAACACAUAAAAAAGCAGACUGCCGAAAACAAAAUAGAAGAAGUAAUACAGCACAUAAAGUCCUUUCCCACACAAGAAUCACAUUUUUGUCGAGCUAACACAAAACGACAGUACCUCGAAAAAAGUCUAUCAAUCGCCAAAAUGUAUUCAUUUUAUGUAGAGUCGACGAAAGAACUAGUGAAAGAAAACAUUUACCGGAAGGUGUUUAACGAAAAAUUCAAUUUAGCGUUUCAUCACCCAAAAAAAGACGCCUGUGAUGCGUGUUCUGAAUUCAAGGCGAUCAAAAUUCCUAAUGCUGAACAAACGAUAAAACACUGCGAACAUAUAAGAAGAAAAGAGGAGGGCAAUAGAGAAAGAGAAAAGGACAGGAAAAUAAAUGAGACAACAGCUGUUGUCACAUUUGAUUUAGAAUACAUUUUUUCUCUUCCAAAAGCCAACAUGUCCUGUUUUUAUUACACGAGUAAAUUAACAGUGUAUAAUUUGACAGCCCACUGCAAUUUGAACAAAUCUGCAACUAACGCAAUGUGGGACGAGACCAAAAACGGAAGGAGCGGUGAUGACCUAGCAAGUGCGUUAGUUAAAAUUCUUAAAUCCGUAGUGGAUAGCUUACCUAUUACAGUUACCAAGCUCAUCUUAUGGUCCGACUCAUGCGUGCCCCAGAACAGAAACUCACAUAUGAGUGUUGCCAUAAUAAAUUUUUUACAGUCACCAGAAGCAAAACAGGUAACCGAAAUUACCCAAAAAUUUUCCGAGCCAGGGUAUGGAAAUGUGCAGGAGGUCGAUGCAGUACACAGUCUCAUUGAACGAAAUCUUCGGCAUCAGGAAAUAUUCAGCCCACUGUCAUUAAUGAGAGCAGUUUUGAAAAUUAAAUCAAAGGCUCUAACAUUUAAGUUCCUUCAGAUGGUCGAUGACGAUUUCCACUGUUACCACGAAGAAGCUGUCAAGUACGGAUUUAACCAAAUACCAUUCUCGAAAGUAAAGACCAUUACUUACAAUAAAUCAAAGUGGAAUAUAUUGCAAUACAAAACCAGUUUCCAAGGGCCCACAACGUCCGUGGACAUCAAUAAAAAAAAGGUUCACAUCUUAAGUGAUGUAACCGUUAAGGCACCAACAAGUACAUUGACACAAAAAAAAAUUCAAGACAUACGUAGCUCAUACAAAUAUAUGCCAGACGAAGAUAAAACAUAUAUGGAGACUAUAAUACUAAAAGCCUUGAAGAAGCCACUCGCUCAGGAAAGACAGAGAAAGGAAAGAAAGCCAGAAAAUACAGUUAAAGCAGGAAAGACAGGAAAAGGUGGAAGUACAAGUAAAUUACGAAAUACAGGAAGAGUGGGUAAGAUAGGGAGAGAAGAAAAUAAAGGAAAAGCAGGUAAGAUAGAAAAAAAAGGAACUACUAAAAAAUCUGAAAUAACAGGAAAAGUAGAAACUCUGUAA